GGGUACCCGGCCCACGACUCUUCCCACAACGUGAGCCUCGCGCCCCCCCAGAGUGAAGGCGGGCCCCUGGGCCGUUCCACGUGCGUGCUCGCCCUCACCAUCCGGCCCUCUGCAUUUGUUUUUCCUAUUUUGAGGUAGGAAGGGAACGACACCCGGCAGAAGGCCACUGGGCAUCCCUCCCCCGCCGAGGUUUCUUCGCAGGAACCCCGUGGAGCGGGUGCCGGGUCCCCCAGGUCUGGAGAUGGAUGGGCGAGCACCAGGCUGGGGUCCCCGGCCCCCGAAGGUGCAGCCGACUCUGAGGCCCCUGGUGACCUCACCUCCGCCUGCGUCCCCCGGGACAGUUAGCAGUCCCGGGUCCCCGGGGGCCCCGUAAGGUCCCCUGGGUCAUCGCAGUUGCCCUGCCGGACGUAUAUUGACAAGGUUGUCGCUUUCCAGAAACUGAGCCAGUUGGGUAGAGCUCAGACUGAGAGAUAAAGUAUUCUCAUUUAUGCUUUAAUAUAUUUACAUAUUAGUCUGUGUUUCUAACGCACAUAAAUGGCACAAUGGCCGCCUGCCCAGGCUGUCCGCCCCCCCUACCCCGCGCGUGGUCUCCGCCCGCCGGAUGUUGACUGCGUCGCUUAGCAACGGGAGAUGGCGGAGCCCGGUGAUGAGACCAGCGGGUCUCACCUGGAAGGAGACUGGACUUCUGAAGGAGAGGAGGACCAGAGUAAGGAAAGCGACCAGGUGUCAACAACAGAGAAGAGCAGUGACCAGCAAAAUGAAGAAGCUGUGGAUGCUCCAGAGCAUUCUGAGGGGGCAGUCACAACUGGUGGGGAAGUUGGAAACGAUGAAGAAAUUGGAAACGACAAGGAAUCUGGAAACAAUGGGGAAGUUGGAGAUCACGAGGAAGUUGGAAAUGGUGAGGAAGUUGGAAAUGAGGAAGCAGGAAAUGAUGUGGAAGUUGGAAAUGAUAAGGAAGUUGGAAACGAUAAGGAAGUUGGAAACGUUGAGGAAGUUGGAAACGAGGAGGAAGCCGGAAACGAUGGGGAAGCCGGAAACGAUGAGGAAGCUGGAAAUGAGGAGGAAGUGGAAAUGGAAGAGGAAUUGGACUUUGAAGAGGAAUUAGAAUCUGAUGUGGAAAUCAUGUCCUCUGAAGAGAAAGUCAGUUCUACAGAUCUGACUUACUCAGACAUCAGUCCUAGCGAGGUGCCUGGAGGGGAAGAUGGCCUCCCACACCCGUAUGAAAGAGCCAGCCUUGAGGACACAGAGUCCCUCCGUCCAUCAGAAUCCAGAGAGGUAGAGGUCAUCCCCACAGAACCAUCCCGGCAGCUAGUAGGCUCAUCCAAGCAAACGGGCCAGGAUGCUUCCAGACGCACGAAAACAUCCCCUGAAGCGCUCCAGCAGGAGGCUUCUCCUCUGAGAACACACCAUCGCCUCCGACUGAGUCCAGGGGACAGCAGGACGUCCUUUGUUGAGCUGUUCCCGAGCAUGGAGGAGCCCUUCGCACAGGAACCAGGGGAGUCCGCCGCCCAUCCCAGGGAAGGCUCCCUGCCCUCCUUCCUGGACACCAUCCAACAGCUCAGCACCACCGAGGAAGGGGUCACAGAGAGAGCGGAGUCUGAGGGGAGUGACGAGGAGGAAGAAGACGGGUCCCAGCUGGUGGUCUUAGACCCAGGCCACCCCCUGAUGCUAAGGUUCCAGGCUGCCCUGAAGAACUAUCUCAACAGACAGAUAGAGAAGCUGAAACUGGAGCUUCGGGAGCUGGAGGUGUCCGCCAAGCAAAUCCGAGUCCAGCGGCAGGAGCUGGGGGUGGAUCUCUAUGGGGUCCAACAGCAGCUGGUCCACCUGCAGAUGCAGCUCGAGAAAAACCAGGACUGCCACUCGAUCACCGCGUGCGCACGGCGGCAGAAGGAGCAGGAGCUGCAGGGCGCGCGCUGGCUCUACACCAGGACCUGCGAGGCCGCCGACAAGGAGCGCAAAACAUUGGCCGCUCUGCAAACGGAGAUGGAGAAGCUGGCUCUGCAUCUCUUCUACAUGCAGAACAUAGAGGACGACGUGCGAGGCGACAUCCGUGUGAUGAAGCAGGUCGUGAAGAAGUCAGAAGCGGAGCGGUCGCGGGCGGAGGUGGAGAAGAAGAAGCAGGACCUGCACGUGGACCAGCUCACUACCCGAGCCAACCAGCUGGAAGAGCAAAUCGCUCUGUUUGAGGCUCAGUCCUGCGCCCAGGCGGAGGACACCCGGAUUCUCAGGAAAGCCGUGAGCGAGGCCUACAUGGAAAUAGACACCAUUAACGUGGAGAAGACUCAUAUUCUGCAGCAGUGGGCCGUCAGCCUGGUGGGCAUGAAGCGUCGUGACGAGGCUUACAGGACCAUCCAGGAGGCACUCAGUGAAUGCCAGCAUCAGAUCAAGUCCAUCGAUGGGGAAAUCGAAGCCUAUAAAAAAUCCAUCAUGAAGGAGGAAGAAAAGAACGAGAAGCUGGCGAGUAUCCUGAACCGGGCGGAGACAGAAGCCAGCCUGAUGCAGAAACUGAGCACGCAGUGCCUGAGCAAGGAGGAGGCCCUGCAGAGCGAGUUCAACACGUACAGCCUCACCCUGCAGGACACAGAGGACGCGCUGGACAAGACCAACGUGGAAUACACGAUGACCAUGGGCGGAUUACAGACCGUCCACCAGACCAUCCGGGAAGAGCUGGACGUGAAGAGGAACCUGGACGUCUCCAUCAUAGAGAAGCUGCAGGAGCACAUGACCUCCAACAAGAUGACCAAGUACUUUCAGCAGCUCAUCCUGAAGCGCCAGAAGGAAAAGACCAACAUGGUGACGCAUCUCUCCAAAAUCAACGGUGACAUCGCUCAGGCCACCCUGGACAUCACAAAGACCACCUGCAGGCUGGACAUGCAUCAGAAGAUGCUGGCCGAGCUGGACAAGGACAUGCAGAAGAUCAACGACCUCAUCACCAACAGCGAAAACGAAAUCUCCAGGCGCAUGGUCCUGAUUGAGAGAAAGCAAGGCCUCAUCAACUUUUUCAAUAAGCAGCUGGAGCAGAUGGUUUCUGAGCUGGGGGGGGAAGAGCUCGGGCCCUUGGAGCUUGAAAUCAAGAGGCUGAGCAAGCUGAUAGACGAACACAGUAGCAGCAUGAUGCUGGCCCAGGUGAGCUGGCUCCGCCUGCAGCAGGAGAUGGUCCAGGCCACGCGGGAGCGUGAGGAGCAGCUGGCCUCCACCCACAAGUUCAAGAAGGAGGUGCACAUCAUGGAGCAGAAGAAGCUGCGGAUAGAGAAGAAGAUUGAUCAGGAGAGGAAGGAGCAGAAGGACAUCGAGCGUCACAUGAAGGCCCUGGACACCGACCUGAAGAAGCUCAACGAGCUGCUGAGCCGGAACCGCAGCAGCUCCGAGGACCUGCAGCAGGGCAACCUGGUGACCGAGAACGAGUUCGUGUGCACGCUCAAGGCCUGUGAGAGGGAGACCAUCGAGAUGCAGGAGAAGCUGGACCAGCUGACUGAGGAGAAGGCGUCCGUCCUCAACAGCCUGGUGGAGGCGGAAUACCAGAUCAUGCUUUGGGAGAAAAAAAUCCAAUUGGCCAAAGAGAUGCGCGCCUCAGUGGAUUCCGACACUGGCCAGACGGAGAUCCGAGCCAUGAAGGCCGAGAUCCGCAGGAUGAAGGUCAAGCACGGGCAGCUGCUGAAGCAGCAGGAGAGGAUGAUCCGAGACAUGGAGACGGCCGUCACCCGCAGGGAGGCCAUCUCGACCUGGGCCGAGGGCCAGAGCAAGAGGGACAAGAAGUCGCUCACCCGGACAGACUUCCACCACAAGCAGACAGAGCUUCGGCGAAAGAUCAGGGACCUUCACAAGGCCAGCGAGGACUGCAGCAACACCAUCUUGGAACUGGAAGAGACUCAAAAACGCAUGGGCGAGUCCCUCCUGGAGAAGCAGGCACAGCUGUCAGCCACGCAGUCCCACACCGAGAUGGUCGAGGCCGACCAGGACCAGCUGGUGGCCCUCAAGCGACAGAAACUUGCCGAGCUGGUGGCCCUGCAGACGCGCCUCAAGCACCUGCAGGCUGUGAAGGACGGCAGGUACGUGUGUCUGUUCCGCUCCAAGCAGUCGCUGCUAGUGGAGCGCAGGCGCCUGGACGACCGGCUGGCCGCCAUCAGCACCAUCCUGGACCACGUGAAGGACGAGUACCCCCAGUUCCAGGAGGCCCUGCUCAAGGUCAGACAGACGAUCGCCAACAAGCUGGAGUCGCCAGGGCCCUCCUAGAGAGCGUCCUGGACCACGACUUCCCAGGCUGGCCCCCGUGGAAGAGACCAGGAUUCUGUGUAUUACCAGGGACUUAGGAUCUUGUGUCACUGAAAGCCAUGUCCACCCUCAGAGAAUGGCACUGUUUAGAAGAAAUUUGUAGAAAUUUGUUUUAGCCACACAGCUGUUUAAGCCAAGUCAAAUCCCAGUGUUUCCAGUUGCAUCUAAGCAAGUCUUGCAUUUGCAAAUCCAUGCUCUCAUGGUAGCUGGGUUGGUGCUCUGGUUUCUGCAUGUGAGAAUGCUCCGGAGUGAGCUGGGCUUCCUUCUGACCGUGUCUGGUACCAACUCAGUCUUGUGGGUGAGUAAAGAAGGGACCCUGCGGAAAGCAGGAGUAUGAUGGCCCUCAGGCUUCAGCACCCCAGUGCGUCUGAAAACCCACAACCCGCCUUCUCAUCUGCAGCUUUCCCUGAUUCCACCCCGGGGAAACUCGGGUCCCUUCUCCUGCCCCCACUCCCCGCCGCUAAAUCCAGAUUCCCAGCUCACAGGACCAAGUGCAGGGGAACAACCCACGGGCUGUGCUUACGGAGACCUGACAACUGAAGUAAGACUGUGCCCGUGGGUAAAUACUGAGACACGUCCCAUGUCUGCCCACUUGUCCCACGUUCACUGUAACCAGAGCGUCCUUCUCCCACCCCCACCCCACCCCCGAUUCUUGUGGCACUUGUUACCGUGUGGCUUCUCUGCAGUGUAAAGGGACAAUGUUCAACAAAGUAAUUUCA
Messenger RNA from Rhinolophus ferrumequinum (greater horseshoe bat), 4991 nucleotides. It is a transcript of the gene CCDC40, whose product is annotated as coiled-coil domain containing 40. NCBI's taxonomy places the organism in Eukaryota, Metazoa, Chordata, Mammalia, Chiroptera, Rhinolophidae. The transcript is spliced from 20 exons. Gene Ontology annotation, biological process: heart looping; epithelial cilium movement involved in determination of left/right asymmetry; axoneme assembly. The record is from RefSeq and is a predicted model, not a curated record. Bases 631 to 4233 code for a protein of 1200 amino acids. Gene Ontology annotation, cellular component: cilium; cytoplasm.